Messenger RNA from Knipowitschia caucasica, 351 nucleotides. The record is from the annotation of a GenBank genome assembly. Lineage: Eukaryota; Metazoa; Chordata; Actinopteri; Gobiiformes; Gobiidae.
AUGAAACCCGUCGAGUCGCACUCGUACAGGGACCUCCAGACUUUUGGGGGACAUAAGUGUGACCUCAUGUUGGUGGUGGGACACGGCACGGACGGGACCAAAGACAAGCCUUCAGAGAAACAUCUGUUUGCGAUGGACACUUCUAAGAUUCGGGAGGUGACCCUUCUCAUCUGCAGCUACAUCAACAGUGUUCAGCAGCAGAAGUCUGCAGCGCACCACCUCUCUGCUCCAGCCCUGAUGGGGGCGCAGCCCAUCAUGGGGGCGCAGCCCAUCAGCCUCAAAACCAAAGACCUGAGGAGCAAGUCUCCUCCUGCUGUGGGACGUCCCAGCAAAGCUCCCACUCUGCUCUGA